AUGUCUGGCCAGGAGGUAGUAGCACUUGUUAUUGAUAAUGGUAGUGAUACAUGUAAAGCUGGUUUUGCUGGUGAUAUUGCACCACGUGCAGUAUUUCCAUCAAUUGUUGGUCGACCACGUGAUCAAGAUGCUACGGUUGGUAUGGGACAAAAAGAUUCAUAUGUUGGUGAUGAAGCACAAUCAAAACGUGAUAUUCUUACAUUAAAAUAUCCAAUUGAACGUGGUAUUGUUACAAAUUGGGAUGAUAUGGAAAAAAUUUGGCGUCAUACUUUUUAUAAUGAACUUCGUGUUGCACCUGAAGAACAUCCUGUAUUUCUUACUGAAGCACCAUUAAAUCCAAAAGCUAAUCGUGAAAAAAUG
Molecule: messenger RNA, 360 nt
Organism: Rotaria sp. Silwood1
Lineage: Eukaryota; Metazoa; Rotifera; Eurotatoria; Philodinida; Philodinidae
Source: the annotation of a GenBank genome assembly